Messenger RNA from Encephalitozoon romaleae SJ-2008, 651 nucleotides. RefSeq names its product zinc finger domain-containing protein. The transcript has a single exon. The record is from RefSeq and is a predicted model, not a curated record. Bases 1 to 651 code for a protein of 216 amino acids. NCBI's taxonomy places the organism in Eukaryota, Fungi, Microsporidia, Unikaryonidae. Gene Ontology annotation, cellular component: cytoplasm. Gene Ontology annotation, molecular function: zinc ion binding.
AUGAGUGACGGAGAAGGAUAUGAAGAGGUAUUGAAGAACAACAUUAGCGAAAGCAGCAUGAAAUGUGCAAGCUGCGGAUGGUCAGGAAAGAUGAAGAUUGUCGAUCUUAGUGAUGUGACAGAAAAUGUGAUAUGUGCCUUUGUCUGUAAAAAGUGUGGAGACAAGUCUGUCAACUUUCUUGAGAAAACAUGUGACCCGAGAGGAAGUGUCAGGAUUGAAUGUUUCUUUGAUGAUAAGGAGGAUCUCAGUAGGGAAGUUAACCUAAGUCAACUAGCAUCUGUCGAGAUAAUCUCAGACGAUCUUUCUUUUAAGCUCUCAAGUACCUAUCCCAGCAUCCAGAACGUCGAGUCCUUCUUGAUACAAGGGAAGGAUCAGAUUAAAAAUCUGUGUGGGAAGGAAGACAUAACCAGCGGAGCAGGCGGAGGAAAUGUUCUAGCAGAUGGAGACAUUUCUAAGGAAACCUGUGAGAAGAAGUUGGAUGACUUCCAAAAACUCAUGGCCAACCCAAAGUUCAAACUAAUCAUUGAAGAUGACUUUGGACUUUCCAGGGUUGCCCCAGCAGGCAAAAACGUGCUUGAGUUACGUGAUGCCGAUGUCAAAGAGCUUAACGACGAGAAGGUCAAGCACAUCUUCAGGAAGAAAUCGGAAUAA